Messenger RNA from Amoebophrya sp. A120, 1424 nucleotides. NCBI's taxonomy places the organism in Eukaryota, Dinophyceae, Syndiniales, Amoebophryaceae. The record is from the annotation of a GenBank genome assembly.
CCCGCUUCCUCCCUCAUCGCAGAAUCUUCGACGCAGGCGGCGGGUUCGGUUUACAACCAGUUUUUGUUCGAUUUGUACGUGCCGAUAAGUCUGUCUUCUUCUGUUUUGUCUGCGGAGAAAUUGGCGUUUUUGAAAUCCUCUAACGCUGCGGAAUUCGUGAGACAGAAGUUGAACUCUGGGUUCGAAUCCGAUAAUUACACUUCCGGUCGCGUGAAACAAUUGGUGAUUAAAACCGGGGGGAGUUCUGUCCAGCAGGAUUUCAUCUCGACGCAUUUUAAACUAACUCCCGCCCCGAACCCGGAAGUUUUCAAGGCGGUUGCGGCGUUCCAAUCGGUCUUCGCGUCUGUGUUUUCCUCGUUGAAGGACGGAAUACAAUUCCCUCGGUCGGAGAUGGUGGUUGUCGCGCCGGAAAAGAACCUCGCGGUGGACAAAUUCUCCAUCGUGAUGCCGAGCAAGAGUUUGCUUUCGUACAGUGAUGCAGAGUUGAUAUCUGCACUGCAACAAACGGACAAUCUGGCGAACUCCGUCACCCCUCGGUUAGAAGGGGUGGGAAUUUCUCUAUCCGCCGCUUACCCCCCGCCGAGUGGGACCUUGAAGUUGACGGAUACAGCGAUCUUACCGACCAGUUCGAAGGACGUUGCGACUUUGAACAAAAACUCGGGUCUGAACUCCAACGGCGUUUUGGAAUUAACCGCCGGGAUUUCAGUUUUACAAAUCGACUUCCGGGUGCUGUUGGCGAACAGCGAGAGUAGUUCUCCUGAGAUGAAAACCGCUCGGCAGAAGUUGGGUUUUAGCGAUAAAUCGAAAGUCGGUGGUUUGUUGGAAGAACUGAAGACGUGGUUUAGGGCUGCGAUCAAGGAAUGUCUUGAUUCAGGCUCCACCGCGGAAGUCGCGACGGUCGUUUCUUCCUCUAAGGUGAAGUCCGGGAAAGUAUUGACGGGUUCGAAGACGAUUCAGUCUAACAAACUCACCCUUUCCGUCCGGCUUUAUACCGGGAAGGAGAGCAAUGCGGAGGAUGCUGCAAAAUCCGUUCUCCAACUCUCCCAGAUGCUGAAUAAAGGAACAAGCAAAUCCACUUGCGUCUUGGAUAAAGUGAACACGAACCUGCAGACUUUCACGACCUUAUCUUCGUCGGAUGCUAGUGCUGAGAUCCUAACCGACUUCCCGAUUGCUCUUCCAGUGAUCCAGGGAAGAGGGUUGAUUUCCGCCGGGGCAGGUUCCGCUGUCGUUACCGCGGUGAAGAAAUCAGGGACUGGAGAAAAUCCAGUUUCCCCACUAGCGAAAGCUUUAUCCGAUGCGUUAGCUGCUGCCGACGCGGGUAACGUCCCGGCUGAGAUGAUCACGGUGGACGUUCUCGCGAAAGCAACGCAAACCAGCACUAAAGCGCAGUUCUCCUUCGCGAUUCCAGGUGCUUUCGGCCCGGA